Sphaeramia orbicularis (orbiculate cardinalfish) is the source of this 708-nucleotide messenger RNA. It is a transcript of the gene hoxb6b, whose product is annotated as homeobox B6b. Gene Ontology annotation, biological process: anterior/posterior pattern specification; regulation of transcription by RNA polymerase II. The transcript has 2 exons. Lineage: Eukaryota; Metazoa; Chordata; Actinopteri; Kurtiformes; Apogonidae. Gene Ontology annotation, cellular component: nucleus. Bases 1 to 708 code for a protein of 235 amino acids. Gene Ontology annotation, molecular function: RNA polymerase II cis-regulatory region sequence-specific DNA binding; DNA-binding transcription factor activity, RNA polymerase II-specific. The record is from RefSeq and is a predicted model, not a curated record.
AUGAGUUCCUAUUUUGUUAACUCAACUUUUCCUGUGUCUCUACCGGGAGGACAGGACUCUCUCCUGGGUCAGAUACCGUUAUAUUCCUCGGGAUACACCGAUCCGUUAAGACACUACUCUAACGCAGCCACAUAUGGAGCAGCCAACAUGCAGGAGAAGGUUUACCCUGCGUCCUACUACCAGCAGACGGGCGCUGCGGCCGCGGCCAUCUACGGCCGGGCCAGCGGUGCGGCGCCCUGCGACUACAACCCGGUCGGUACUUUCUACAAGGACACGGAGGGUUCGUGCGCUUUCUCGAGCCGCGAAGACCAGCCGCUGUUUGUCACUCAGGAGCAUCAGCAGCGUAAAGCGGAGUGCCCGGAGCAGACUGUCAGUAUGAGCAGUAGCAUUGACGACAAGUCCUCCACUCUGAUCUACCCGUGGAUGCAGAGGAUGAACGCCUGCUCCGCCGGUCCAUUUGGCAACAGUGGCCGCAGGGGCCGACAGACCUACACCCGCUACCAGACUCUGGAACUGGAGAAGGAGUUUCACUUUAACCGCUACCUGACCAGGAGGCGCCGGAUAGAGAUCUCCCACGCCCUGUGUCUGACGGAGAGACAGAUCAAAAUCUGGUUUCAGAACCGCAGAAUGAAAUGGAAAAAGGAGAACAAACUUCUCAAUCCCUCAAAAACAACCGAGGAGGAAGAAGAGACGGAGAAAAAGAGUUAA